Molecule: messenger RNA, 594 nt
Organism: Cokeromyces recurvatus
Lineage: Eukaryota; Fungi; Mucoromycota; Mucoromycetes; Mucorales; Mucoraceae
Product: Tim17/Tim22/Tim23/Pmp24 family-domain-containing protein
Exons: 4
Coding region: 1-594 (197 amino acids)
Cellular component (GO): peroxisomal membrane
Source: RefSeq, a predicted model, not a curated record
AUGGAUUAUUUAAAUGGAUUUAUACUUGAUCCAAGACAUCAUGAUUUACUUUCCAUUCUAAAAGGGUUUCGUAAUGGAGUUGUAUAUGGAGCAAAAGUAAGAUUUCCACAUGCACUAGUCAUGACUAUCUUAUUUAAAACAGGAUCUGUAGAAAGUAAAGCAAAAGGAAUUUUCAGAGCUACAAAACAGCAUGCACAAAACUUGGGUACUUUUGCAGCUAUCUACAAAACACUUAUGAUUGUACAAAGACGAUUCAAUGGAAACAAAGAAGCUAGUAUUCAUCCUUUUAUUGCAGGUAUUAUCGGUGGAUACUAUGUAUUUGGUGAAAAUAAUAGUAUUAACCAACAGAUUAUUCUUUAUUUAUUUUCUCGAGUUGUAUUGGCAUUGGUUAAGGUACCAGUUAAAAGACAAGUUGUUGAUGCUCCUCAACAUACUUAUCCUGUAUUUGCUGCUGUCGUAUGGGGCCUUGUUAUGUGGUUAUUCAGGCAUGAAACAGAUACUGUGCAGCCUUCACUUAGAGCCUCUAUGGAGUAUAUUUAUCGUGAUUCUGAUACAUGGAGUUCCUUAAAAACAUUGUUAUGGCAUAAUAAAUAG